Messenger RNA from Linepithema humile (Argentine ant), 10703 nucleotides. RefSeq lists its product as uncharacterized. Gene Ontology annotation, cellular component: plasma membrane; exocytic vesicle. The record is from RefSeq and is a predicted model, not a curated record. Gene Ontology annotation, molecular function: neurexin family protein binding. Gene Ontology annotation, biological process: exocytosis. Lineage: Eukaryota; Metazoa; Arthropoda; Insecta; Hymenoptera; Formicidae.
GCUGCCUCAGUGAGGUGGUGUUCACCGCCGUGUGUGCAGCUCCUCGUGGUUUCGCCUUCGCCUCUUCUUCUUCCUCCUCCCGCUGCACCGCGACUCAGGGGGGGGCCAGGUAGACACGCGAGUACGGAUACCGGGUCUGGAGUCGAAGAACGGGCCCCCGGAUCGUUCCUUCGCUCUCUCAUAUCGGUAGCCUUGACGGGCGCCAGUCAGCCUGGGCAUCAGGCGAUUAACCCGGCCUGGCUUGACGAGCACACGUGUGUCAAACCGCAGAGUGAAGUGAGGAAGAGUCGGAGAUUUGCGAAUUUGUCGGGAGAAAAAUCUCUUUCGAUCGGCGAGAAGAAUUUCUGCGGAGGAGUCUCUCUCUUAUCCGAAGAGGAAGAGCGCGGCGGGAUGUGUGAUCGGUGAUUCUAGUGUGUGGCAACGCGAGUGUGCCGACGAUGUCGACGACAGACGUGGUCCGCAUCGUGCAGCAGGGAGCUGCCGCCGAUGAGGAUCAGGGGAGGCUGAAGGCUGAUCUACAGUACCUGAGAAGAAGGGGGCUAUCCAAGGCAUCCAGCGGCGGCGGCAGCAGCGAACUAUCGCACCAAGGACGCAAAUGCGCGCGAUGCGGCGCACCGUUCGGUAGGUUUUACAACACCGGCUCGACGUGCACGCGCUGCAGACAGCGGGUAUGCCGGCAGUGUCGCAUUGAGAUCAGGGAUCACGCAGGAGGCGACAAAGAAGUCGAGUGGAUCUGCAACGUUUGCUACAAAAUCACAGAAUUACACGUUGUUACUGGCAAAUGGAUGUACGAAAAUACAGUUUCAAGUGAAUCUAUCAGCGAAAAAGCAUCGCCGUCUCCAGCAGACACACUCAAUCGCAGCAUCCGUCGAGCUUGGACAAUUAACAGUCCUCCGACACGUUGGUCAGCUGCGAGAAAGUCUUCGGAAUUGCGAAUAUAUCGCAGUCUGCCCUCGCGCCACCAAGAAUAUCGAGAGCCGCUGGAAGAUUCGGGUCUUCAAGAGGACUUCGACGAUAGAACGUUAUCGAAGCUCGAGAAUUUACAAGAAAACAAUUUAAACACGAAAGACUUCGUUGAAGACACCGGCGACUGCUCGAAGAAUGUAAAUGAAGCGAACGAAAAGAACACAUCGAUUAACGAACGAACGAAACGAGAAAAAUCGAUUAGUAAAUCAGAAGAGGAAGUGCCAUUACCAGACAUCGUAAAAUUUAGCAAGAAAGGAGAACGAUUGAGCAAGGAGCAGGAAGAUCCUGCACAGGAACAUAGUACACCGAGAAUCUCACUAAUAAAACCACCGAGGAUCCUCGCGAAGUUUAUAUCGCCUGAGACAAAAUCGAGUCCGAAGCAUGGCGAGAGGAAGUCUAAUAUUCCGAUUUUCCGAAGAAGCUCCAAGGAAUUCGAGGAUAUCCGGAGCCCACAAGAGUCACCUAAGCGAUCGCUUAUUCCUCAGAGAUACAGAGGAAGCACCGACGAUCUGCGCCGCAGUCGCGAGGAUAUAAGCGUGCCGAGUUUGAUCCCGAAGCUGCUAUCCCCUCGCAACAAAGAGGACCGAUUGAAACGGCAGGAUAGCAAGGACGAUAUCCGUCACGUGUCAAAAUCCGCGCGAAAAGAUUCUAAAGAAGAGGUCAAGCCCUCGUCGCUUAUUGCUUCACCAACGUCCGCCAGCAAGGACGAAAUCGGCAAGUUGGGAAUAAGAAUCUUUCGUCGCGACAAUAGUCGCGAGGACGUGGGUGGAGAGGCCUCGAAUUCGAUCAAGGAGUCCGCGAAGGGAAAGCAGCAGGAUAGGCAAGAAACGGAAGGCGUGGCCGGCGUAGCAAAAUCGAAAGUCGUCGGCGAUCAAAGUAAGUCGAGGUGCGAAGACGACAAGGACGACGCUAUUGACGUCGAAGGACCGUCUUUGAGGAGCGAGGAGGCGAUCGCUUGGAUCGAACAGAACGAAGUGAUACUAGACUCGCGACAGAACGGGAAGGCCGAUGUGGAGAACCAGGAGGCGAGGAUGCUCGACGUGAUCGUCGCGGAGAACAGGACGCAGAACGAGCGGAUGCGGAAUACGAUGGUUGUAGGCGAGGAGAUGAUAGACGAGAAGCAUUUGCUGGCGACCCGAGAGACGGUCGGGUCCGUCUCGGAGAACGAUAAGGGACGAGACAACGACGAGGAGGAGACCGGUGAACGAUUGUUGGACGUUGGCAGCGACGGUGACGUCACUGGUAUUGCCGGCGAGAGAAAAGGCCCGCUGGAGAUCGGUUAUGGGAAGAAACCGGACGAGUUCCAAGUGAUUCGGCGAAAGUUCUCUAAAGAAGAAUUUUCGAAUCCGGACGACACCGAUGACACUCCGAAUAAGCGUUGUUCAAGCCACCUGUCGCCGGAAGCCAGUCCAUUGAGCACAAGAUCAUCGAGAUACAGUCCUCGGGAGAGUGAGAGCGAACCUACUCCAGCAUUGCCGCGUAAGACCGGAGGAGACUCCUGUUCUGCGUCCCAGAGGAUACGCGACACUAUAACGAGGACCAGAAGAGAAUCCAACAGCAGCGCCAGAUACGAAAGCAGCGGCAGCGAGAGUGUCAGAUUGAGCGAAACUGGCUUACACGGAUACGUGGAGUUGGCCAGAAAAGUAAAAUUCUUCGGGGGAAAUGGAAGCGGCGCGAUUUCUUCGGCAAUCGGUGGCGACGAAGUGGUGCAACGCGACAGUGCAACCAGUGCGGGCGAAGAUGAAGCUAACGAAGAUCACGAUAGAACGGGACCGGUUCCUUCUCAGGGAAGAACGAUGCUACGACGGAGAAGGCAGUUCGACGCUCAAGGUUCACGACGACGCGGGAGAUCGCACGCGAGGUCCUGCUGCUCCGGCGAGGAUCUGCAGAGCCUGCAAACGUUGAACCUGAUCGGGCGCGGGGGUGGAAGCGGCCGGCAGCGCAGUCCUAACGCCGCGUCAGGUAGCCAAGGUCAGGAUCAACCGGCAUCCGUGGUGGACUACAGACGGCUGGUGUUCAUCAGCUCGGACUCGUCGUCCGGCCGCGAGGAAGACGACGCCGACAGCAGUUGUUCGAGCUCGUCCUACCUGAACGGACUACCGCGCAACGGCGGCCACCAUCAUCACUACGCGCAGUCGCUCGAGGACUGCGACUGGGAUUACUUCGAAAGCGGAUCGCUGCCGCUGCCAACGACGCCGAUCGCCAGCGUCGGUGUCAACGUCGCCGGCGCAGACGUAAGCGGCGUCAACGUCGGCCAGGACGUUUGGAGCUGCUGUCCGGGGCGCGGUUCUGCAGCUUGCCAGGCUUGCGGCGGUUCUCGAAGCGCGAACGUGCUUCCGGUGCCGGUGCCUAUACCGGUCCCGGUUCCGUAUCCGGUGCCGGUGCCAGCCUCUCUGUGGACCGGCGAUUUCGCAGCGGCCGCAUCAUCCAUGAUAAGCCGCGGCGACGGCCACGCCGAGCCGGGUACUUUGAGAUUACGCGGCGAUCCGGCGGCGCCUUGGUUCGCUUGGCACCCUCGCUUCAAUCAGCCGCUUCAUGGCGCGCGUCUCGAUCCCCGGCUCGUUGACACCUUCGACCCGGCCACCUGCACCUUCCGUCCGUCGGACCAGGUGAUAACGCCGAGACUGUACGGUCCGAUCGCCGAAACGGGGACGAUUCCGUCGACGCAUCUCGAAUCGCCUCAGAUGAGUCAAGAUGUGAGAGACGAAGCGAAGAUCGUGUCGAAGGCCGAAGAGAAUUUGCCGAAGGAUACCAGCGAGUCUGGUUUCUCCGCUGCGAAGAAUAGAACGAGACCGGAAGAGAAUGUCGAAGUGAACUGCAAGAAGGGAGAGAUUGAAGGGAACAAAGAGGCGGCUUGCGAAGAUUCCUUGUCAUCGUCCUUCGAGAGAAGCGCGCAAGGGAUGUUUCAGCAUCCGCGAGAGGAUUCGGGCAGCUCUUCCGGGAGAUCUUCGGCGGACAGCAGCGAUCUGGAGGAGGACUCCAGCACGCACAGGUUCUCUCGGGUGUUCGUGGUGAACGACGAUUCGCUCACCAGCGACAACGACAUCGAGGACAACGAGGAGGACGAUUCGGAUUCCGCGGCGGAAGGCGGCGUGACUCUGAAACGCGUGACUGCGAUCCCCGAGGAGGAACCGGUGGUGUUGCAGCACGUGCGGCUGCUAAAUGAGGACGCUCUCGUGGAGAACGAACGAAACCGUGAAGAGAAUGAUAAAUCACUCGCCGUGCCGGCCGAUAAUUCGAGCGGCAAGCAAAAAAAUCGCAGCAGAAAGGACGGCAUUAUGAACGCUGACAAACGACUGACUCUUCUGCUACAACGUCGAUUGAUUCCCGAGGAAAUUGCGGACGAUAAUGAUUGUUCCGACAAUCGUAUUGAGCUGAAAUCUAUCAGAAUGUUGGAUCCCGACAGUAUCGAUCCGCCCAUCUUGAAGACGGACGGGAGAGCAAUUUCGAAAAUACGGGCUUACUCGGCGCAGGAAACGACGGCCAAGUCGCAGGAAAUUUUGCAGGAAAAUCUGAUGGAGCCAAAAUCGCCUUCGAGCGACACGUGGGACCCCACCAUCGUUCCGGAUUCCCUCGAAAUAUCCGGUAUUAUUCCCGAAGACGACGUCGCCGACAGCCAAGAUGGAUUUCGAAAUUCCGAUAACGAGCAGACCGCGCGAUCGAGCAUAACGAAUGAUUGCGACAGGCAGAGAGAUAAGCCGCGUUUAUCGUCGGUAAAUCAUUCGAACGGCGAUGUAAUCGCCGAUGCGUCGACCGACAGCUGCGCGAGCAACGAGAGCAACACCACGGGAAGCGAGGUGAGCAGCGAUGAGCUUCACGAAUACGAGGUGAACUCGGCCGAGUCCUUCUACAAUUACGGCAACGAGGUCGCGGCGAUCAACGGCGAAUUGCUCUACCAAAUCGGCAGGAAAAAGACGGAAAAUAUGAAGGAAAACAUCAACGAGAACGGUUACGAUGUUCACGGCGAUCGCGACGAUAGAAGUCCGACGAGGAACGGCGCGAAACGGAGCGUUCAGUCGGAGAGAUCGAUCGGCGGGCGGUCGCCGGGCAAUUCGGCGACGAUCGACUCGACGAUCGGCGCGAAGGACAACGACGGCGACGACGAGGACGACGACGACGAGGGUUAUCGGUCCGUUACGUGUCGUCGGCAAGAUGGCGGUGCGGGAGACAACGACCUGGUGGCGGGCGAGAAGCGGGCAGGAGCCGACGUAGGCGAUGCGAUAUCCAGCAGCAAGAUCCAGGAGAUACCGAGGAGCGCGGAGGAGCAGGACGGCGACGAUGCCGAGGUGGACAGUGCGCAUGACGGCCCGGUGAGAGGCGAGAUCGCCGCUCAGGUGGGAGGAAAUAGCGACGGCAACAAUUGCGACGGUGUUGGUGAGAGCUUGGAAGAGGGGAGCACGACACGGUUUCGCUCAGUCGAGCGACGCCCGUGCACUCGGCAGGAGAAUGGAUUCCCCGCUGACAGCCAAGCGUCGGCCAAGGAUCUCGCCAGAGACUCAGCUCAGCACAACAACAACAACAACAACAGCAGCAGCGGCGGCAGCAGCGGCAACGCCAGCGGCAGUAACAAGUACAGGAGCCUCGUGAUGAUCACCCAGGAGGCGUCGUAUCAGCCGGUGAGCGUCGUCACGUCGGACACGACGACGCUGCUGCAGCCGGAUGAAAUCCACUCGGCCGGCGGCCAGGGCGGCCUGGCCGGCUACUUCCAGCUGGCGCUGGAGGCGGCGAGCGAGCCGCAGCUUCAUCGCAAGAACGCGCCGCGCAAGCCGCUGAUGGUGAAGAGGCUGCCGGCCGCGGUCGCGGCUGUGUCCGCCACCGCGACGAGUCAUCAGUCGAGUGAGCUCGAGGCGGACAGUGGUUUGAGCGUCGGCAGUGCCAGUGAAAGCGACGACGUGUCCGUGAAGAACGUGCCGAAGCCGCUGAGUGGCCGACAGGAGAGCGCGGAUGACGCGUCGAAGGAUCGUUCCGCGUCGGAUUAUCGCGAGAGCGCGCGCCCGUGCACCUCGUCGCAGUCGAGCGACGAUAAUUCGGCCGCCAGCGGGGUUAUCAUACUCGAGGAGGGCUUGGCGGACGAUGAUUCCUGGGUGGAGGAAGUGUCGCACGACGAAGACGAGCCGGGCGCGACCACCGCGACGGAGGAGAGCUCCGAGGAUGAGGCGAAUAAUUUUGGCGAUCGCGAGGAGGAGCUGAGGGGCUACCGCCGACAGGCGAUCGACUUCACCCUGCACACCAUCGUCGAGGAGUCGUGCGAGGAGAGCGAGACGGAGCCGAGUCUGGCCGCGGGAAGUCCGUCGAAGAAGCCGCGGCCGCCUUCCGCAUCGGAGCUCGAGAAGUACUUUUUCUUCGGACUGGGCGGCGACGGCAACAGCUCCAGCAUGGGCUCGCGCGAAGUCGACAGCUUGUCGGAGACCUCGUCGAUUUAUUCCGAAGGGCUGGAAUCGCUGGGGCAAGACGAGGCGAACGGCGGCAAUCAGAGUCAGGACAGAUCCAACACCAGCGACGGUUUUCUCAAUUCUUCCAGAUUGGAAAAGUAUUAUUUAUCCGAGUUCCUCGGCUUCGAUCAGGACAGAAGGGACUCCGACGGCUCGGUGGGCAGCGAUUCGGAGGGUAGACCCAGCCCGGAGGCGCAAAGGAGGAAGAAACUAGUGCGCGCAAGAGGUACGGGCAGAUCGCACAGCUCGUCCCUGGACAAUCUGCUGGCUCUCACGCAGAGCUCGCAGAAUCUCAGCUCGCAAAAUUCUCUUCAGGAUCUGAGCCUGAAUCAGGACGCGCAGGAGACUCAGUCGGAAGGCUCGUCGACGGAGACCGAUGGCACCGAGGACGGCCAAACCGCCGCUUUCGGCACGGACGGUCAGUUCGACACGGUGAAGCGGAAGAAGAAGAAGCCGCGGAAUCUCGGCACUCAGAGUCCGCGCGUGCCGGACGAUCGGAACAAGACGCCGGAACCGAGCAGAGAGAUGGCACUGAUGAACGAGGUUGUGAUGGAGAACGACAACGAAGCGUUGAACUCCGAGGAUUCGGACAGAGCGAAAACUCCGCAGCCGGAGCUAGUUCUGUCUUCGUCUUCGUCGCCGUCCACGCUGACCAACAGCAAUAACACAUCCAACACUUCGGGCUCGCAGAUAGAUCCAUCAAGAAGCUCGGUUUCGGCGAAUUCGAACGACACGCAGCGAUCGAAGCAGCAGUCGCGAGAUUCGGGCUUCGUUGGCAGCUGCGACGACCUUCUUCAGCAUCAAAAACUGCCGGACGAGGGCCAAACGAGUGGCGGCGUCGAGGCUGAGCAUCAGGAUGCCGGCAAGGAUCGCACGCUGAACAAAAUUUCGGAGCACCCGCAGGACGCGGGCCAGAGCGCCGCCGGCGAAGGAGCCGCGGGCGCGGAAAGGAACAACGUGACGAAGCAUCCGGUGAAUCACACGAGCCUGCCGCAUCUGGCGAACGCUUCACUGUCGCGCAAGGACAGCUUCAACAACUGGUCGAGCGACGAGGAAACGAAUCUCAUGAUGUCGAAGAUGCGGCAGUUCUUCAAGACGAUGGUGGCCAACACGAACGGUCAAGGCCAAGGACAGAACGCCGCAACCGCGACUUCGAGCGGCGCCUCGCCGGCACCGAGCCCGCGACUUCCGGGCUACGCCUCGAAAGCGCGGCUCUGCGCUCAACAGAAUCGCACGAAGCCGCCGCAGUUGGUUUACUUCGAAAACGAGCUGACGCGACUGAUGAAGACGGUGCCGGGGAUUCGCGACGAGCAAGUGCGAGAGAUCGUCGAGUAUCUGAGCUCGGAGGACACGUGGUCGGAUUCUUACGACAGCUCGGAUUACACGAGUUCCGAUCUCGAGGGCGCCGCCGGUGGUCGCCGAUCGGCCCUGCAGGAGCAGAUCUCGCAGAGCUGCCAGCAGAUUAUCAGCAAAUUCGACACCACUUCCAGCGGCGACGCGAUUCUGCUCGACAAGGAGCGGGAACAGAUCAAGGGACACGGAUUGAGCGCCGCGAUGCAGCCCGCGCCCUGCCUCGGCAGAGACACCGCUUUCGUCUAUCAGAAGCUGGUGCAAAGCUUCACGAAGAUGGCCGGCGACGGCGUGAGCUCGGACGCCAACUCCACGCCGCACAGCAGCCCGCCGCUGAUCGCCAAGGUGAUGCAUCACAUCGGCAGCCGGCUGGUAGCGCUCAUGCACGAGGUGUCCGAGGGCGGUCCAGCUGCGCAGCAUCACUCCACCAGCUGGCGGCGAUACUCGCAGCACCAUCGAACCCCGUCCUCGGCGUCCACCACCGAGGACGACGACUCGACGUCCGAUUCCACCAACGCGCCGUCAUCGGCGCAUCUGCAGCUGCCGAGAUCGAAAUCGCACGAUCCUUUGCUGUUGAUCAACAGCCAUCCGACGGCGUCCACCGGCCAGGAAGGGGAGGAGCGGGAGGCCAGCGACUACGAGAGAUUCUCCUGGCGCGGUAGCUUCGAGUCCGCGCUCAUGGCCGCCGACUCGAGGACGAAGCUGAGCUUGUUGGCGUGUUCGGGUGACGUCAGUGGUGGUGGCAGUGCUAGUGCGAGUGCGAGUGCUCUGGCGGCGAAGCGUCGCAGCGCCGGCGAUCUGCUCUUCAAUCCGAAGAGCUUCUCCAGGGAGCAGCUGGACAGGGUGAGAAGCUGCGGCUCCAUCGGCGGCGGAAGUGGCGGCGGCGCUGGCGGUGCCGGCGGUGGCUCCGCCGAGGAGAGGAUCUGGAGUAACCAGCGGAGAUCCUCCGUUCCCGAUGCCAACACCAGAGGAGAGUCAGGCGCAUCAGCCGGCGACGAGGACACCGAGGAUGAACUGGAAUACGGCGGCGAGUCACGUGCGACGACUCUUCCACGUGGCAUGCAGUCCGCUAUCAGUGCGGCCACUAAUUCCCUGCCGCGGCUGCCCGCGUCGGGCGCGCCGACCAGCUUGACGACGACGACGUCCUCUUCGUCGGCGUCGACGUCGUCGCCGAUGCACAAGGCGCACAGCGUUUACCACUUCCUGCCGCAGCACAGCGGCGUCAAGUCCGCCCGGUAUCGGCCGCCCGGCUUCGCUAGGAACAGCAACGUCGGUCCCAGUACGAUCGGCGGUGGACCCAAGCGUGCCGUUAGCGCACCGGGUCUUCAAGUUUCCGGCUCGCAAUCAGCCGCCAGCAAACGGGACAAUUCCAGGUCGAGGAGGCAGCAGGCGAUGUCGCUAACGUCGGACGAUGGAAGCAGUUUGUCAGAGGCGUGCAGCACGCCGAUUAUCGGAGCAGGAUCACGAGCAGGCUCUAGUCACACAGUUAUAGACAUGGACGAUAUGGAUCCGGGCCAUCUCGCUACUCGUUCGUCUCUGUCGAGUCUCGGGGCACGUUCGGACUCGAUGGCAUCGGUGUACAGCGGUGCGGGCGAGGGACGUUGCUGCCGAUCUGUGGUCGUCACAGGUGAGGUGGAGUUCGCCUUACAGUACGAUUACAAGAACCUGACGUUCGAAGUGCACGUGACCAAGUGCAAAAACCUCGCACCUGUAGACGUGAAGCGCAAACGAUCGGAUCCGUACGUCAAGGUAUAUCUGUUGCCGGACAAAUCAAAGAGCGGCAAGAGGAAGACGAAGGUGAAGAAGCACACGUUGAAUCCCGAAUUCAACGAGACACUAAAGUUCCAUAUGAACCUGAGCGGUCUGGAGACGAGAACAUUAUGGCUGACGGUUUGGCACUCGGACAUGUUCGGCCGCAACGACUUCCUCGGUGAAGUGCGAAUGCCCUUGGAGAACAAGAUAUUCGACGACCCAACGCCACACUGGUAUCCCCUUCAAGAGAGGACGGAACCAUUCGAUGAUCCGGUCGCAUACAAGGGCGAGGUGAUCGUCGGACUGAAAUUUGUGCCACCGGAUCCGACGCAACAAGAACGCGAUCGGGAAAGCGGCGCGGAACGUGGCAGUUCUAAGGCAAAAAAGAACUGGAGCCGCGGCGCGCUUCACGUGCUCGUCAAGGAAGCUAGAAACCUGCAGACGCGCGGCAAGAACUCGGGCACCUGUGAUCCCUUCUGCAAAAGCUAUUUGCUUCCCGAUAAAGGCCGGUCCGGCAAGCAGAAGACCGGCGUUGUUCGUAGAUCAGGCGGUUCACCAGUUUGGGGCCACACGUUCAUAUAUAAAGACGUCAGUUUGCAGGAGUUAGCGGAGCGCGGAUUAGAGUUGACAGUUUGGGACCAUGAUCGAAUUGCCAGCAACGAAUUCCUCGGCGGCGUUCGAUUCAACCUCGGCACCGGAAAGCAUUAUGGAAAAUCAGUAGACUGGAUGGACGCAACCGGUCGCGAGCUGUCAUUAUGGCAGAAUAUGCUCGAAAGACCAAACUUCUGGGUCGAAGGUGCGGUGACGUUGAGGCCGAACUUGCACAAUCAUGGGAAGAAUAACAGCUCGUAAAAGCAGCAGCGCGAGAGAAGACGCGAUAACGUCAUUUUCAUUCUUUCCGAUCUUUGUUUUCGAGAGAGGAACGGUUCGGAAGCCGAUUUUUAGUCGAAGUAUUGAUUGUACAUAGAAGCGUCGUGUGACGAACGUAUCCUGAUUACUCGCGAACGAAAAUGAGUGCCUUUGGGAGCAACUAGACUCGUCUGAUUUUCCUAUGAACGGGCAUAGACGAAUAUUCCCUGCAAACUUCCCAGUCCGCUGCGAAAACCGCCUAUUUUUAGCCUGGGACUGAAGAAAUAUACUGCCGGUUCUGAGUCCUUUCACACUGUAUAAUAAUUCUAUGCAUUAAAUUCUUUCGGUUUUUUU